AUGCCCACCGAGCGCGAUUCAACAUAUCACUCAUUCCGAUCAGAUUGGAACUCCAACGAUGAAUUUUUCAAAUUCACGCGUGGACGGUUUGUUGUCGAGGAGGCAGAGAACCUUGACUUGAACAAACUCGCGCAAGUCACGGCAGACUCGGUCGGCGCGGCUCAAUGCAUUUCCAUCAAGAAGUACCCCGACGGCAUGUUCAAUAAAUCAUUCCCCAUGACUAUAGAGGAUGGCCAAGAAGUCGUAGCCAAGGUUCCUAACCCGAAUGCUGGUAUUCCACACUUCACCACAGCCAGUGAAGUCGCCACAAUGGACUUCGCUAGAAAAAUCAUUAAUUCCCCAGCGCCUCAUGUCUAUGCUUGGAACUCGCGAGCAAAAUCACAUCCUGUUGGGGCUGAAUUCAUUAUCAUGGAUAAAAUUGAGGGUGUACCGCUUUCUGAAGUCUGGGAUACCAUGCAAAUACAAAAGAGGCUUAAAGUGAUUCUUGCCAUGACAAGUCUACAGAAAGAAUGGCUGAGCGUUUCAUUCUCGCAUUAUGAAAGCCUGUACUACGCCGGAGACGUGCAGUCGCCAGCAGGCAACCACUAUGUCAAGAGGGCACCGCUAUCAAAGAUUCAGAGUUCACCAUUGGCCCGGCUACUGGUCGGGAUUGGUUUGAUGCGGGCAGAUCAGUUUUGGACAUUGAAAGAGGACCAUUACAUGCAAGCAGUCGGAGCGCGAGAGAUCAAGGCAAUCCAGUCUCUGAAACCACCAAAACAGAUUGCCUUAUUUUGUGGCCCAAAGCUCUACCAACCCGACGCUGAAAAAAAGCUCACUGUGUUAGCAUGGUACCAAAAGAUUGUCGACGCCCUUAUCCCAAAGGACACCUCUGUCACCAAUCCACGUCUCUGGCAUGAUGAUCUGCAUGGUGACAACAUCUUUGCCGAUACUAUCUGGCUUUCCACUGAAGAGCGGUCUGCGGCUACGCGCGCGCAUAUCGUUCAGAAUGUGUUCAUUGGAUGGCGACAGCUCAUGCAUGCUAAAAAUCUGGACUUGUAUCGGGUAGUCGAAUUCCGAAAGACACCAGCGUACGGCCUGUUAUUUCUUGCCCACCGCAUGUUUGAAUAUGGAGAGGCGCACUUCCUAUCACUCCUAGUCGAUCUGAAGGACAGGUGGGCGGACUUACCUGGCGUCACUAGCGACACCCCAUUCCCGUUUGACUUUUCAGAGGAAGAUUUUGAGCGCAUCAAGCUGGACAGCGAUGAUGCGGUAGCAGGAACUGAGCUUGUGGCUGAGAUCAAGGAGAAAAUAGGCGAUUUGUGGCCUGACAAAGGCUUUAUCGAAUACGAGCGAUACGAUGAUUGCAAAGCUGUGCUCGACGAACUCAAAGGCCAAAUAUUGGACCAAUUGGCUGAGACUGACGAGGAAAAAGCGGAGUACCAGCGUCAUUGGCCAUUCUAA
Messenger RNA from Penicillium mononematosum, 1440 nucleotides. Its product is annotated as phosphotransferase enzyme family protein. Gene Ontology annotation, cellular component: mitochondrion. NCBI's taxonomy places the organism in Eukaryota, Fungi, Ascomycota, Eurotiomycetes, Eurotiales, Aspergillaceae. The record is from RefSeq and is a predicted model, not a curated record. Bases 1 to 1440 code for a protein of 479 amino acids. The transcript has 4 exons.